AAAGGAGGGACAAGGUUGUGUUUCUUCUCGAUCGCCGAGCACGCGAGGUGACAGUCUUCCUCUUUCUUUUCUUGUACCGUCGCCUCUCUGGCUCCUGCUAGGGAGGAGCAUGGAACCUGCUGUAUGGCCACCCUGCGACUUUCAUCUGGCCGAUUGGUCCAUGGAACCCGCGGGAGCUGCGUGGGUUGCUGACGAGUUUGUUUGGUCCACUGAAAUGCUGGGCACCUGCUUCCAGACGUAUGUUCCUAGCAGCCCUAGCGGAGGGCAGCUGCAGCAGGUUCAGUAUGCGGCAGCCACACAGAAGUCACCUUGUGAGGAAGAAGCACAUCCACAAAACAAGAUGGAGAUGGAGAUCCGCGACCCGAUGCAAGUGUUCGAGAAAACAGCACACGAGUUCGAGGUCGACAUCGACAUGUUCGACAGGAAGAUGCAUAGGUACCCCGGACUCAUUCGACGUCUCAGCGACGGCAACAAAAACUACACCACUCCGGUGACGGUGGCCAUCGGACCCUACUACCACGGCAAAGACCACCUCAAGCCGGCGGAGAAGGUGAAGUAUGUGGCUGCCUACCACUGCAUCAUGGAGUCGGGCCACUCUGUCCAGGAGAUGUACGACGCAGUCGUCUCAGUCGCAGGCGAGGCCCGGGGGCUCUAUGACAAGGACGUGAUGGCAGGUAUCAGCGACAACGACUUCGAGCCUAUGAUGUUCUAUGAUGCCUGCUUCUUGGUGCAGUUCAUGCUUAAACUUACAGGCUCCAACUUGAAUUCGUAUUUAUCCCGCUAUUUCAAGGGCAAUAUGAACGACAUCUUCCGUGACAUCCUCCUGCUUGAGAACCAGCUCCCCUGGCGGGUGGUCGAGACCGUCAUGUGGUUCAGGCAGGUGUCGUUGCCGAAGCUCGUUAAUUCGUUGAAAAACGGCCUGCAAGACCGCAAGGUCCGCGGGAGGAAGCCUUUGGACUGGGAAGAGAAGUACAAACCGCCACAUCUCCUCGGUCUUGUCCGGUUCUACAUUGUGGGAAGGAGCAAACCCAAACCGAACCGGCAGCCGCUACCCCGCCUCGAGUCGGUUUCGAUUUCUGUAGGUGCCAUGGAGCUUGCAGAAAGCGGCAUCAUGCUGACGGCCAACAAGACAAGUGACCUCGUAGACAUGGGCAUCGACACGAAAGGGCCCUUCUGCGCGGAGCUCUCUCUGGCGCCACUGUCCCUGAACGAUUUACGCUCAGUCUGGCUAGUCAACAUGGCAGCCUUCGAGCUGUCCACGACCCUAGAAUUUCAAGGGCGUGAUGCUGAAGAUGAAGCGUCCGCUGUCUGCUCCUACCUCCUCCUCCUAGCCAUGUUCGUGGACAAGGAGGAGGACGUGCACCAGCUGCGAACACAGAGUGUUCUGCAAGGAGGAGGAGGGCUUACCAACAAGGAGGCGCUCUCCUUCUUCACCAGCCUUCAGGACCUGCCUCUCGGGAGCCGCUAUGUCCGCACCAUGAAAGAGAUUGAGAAUUACAGGAACAAGCAGAGGCGGAAGCGGACACGGUGCCACGCCUUUUUUCACAAGAACUGGAGAAUCAUCGCCACGGUCUUCUCCGCCGUUGCUGCACUCAUCACUAUCUUGAGCACGCUUGCGUCUCUCAAGAAACAAUAGCUCCUCUCCCUUUGUCUAUGAUCGAUGUUGUGAUUUUGCAACCUUUAAUUAUUAUUUUUCUUUUUGAAUCAGAAUUAAUGACAUUUGCAAGUAAAUGCUCCAUCUUAAUCUUCUGAUUCUCCUGGGUGUUGUUUGGUUUCAUCCAAAGAUUAAUCACACAUCCGAAACAGAGAAUACUCGCCCACGGAAGGCUAUCUAGGCCAACGCUUAGGUUAUCUGCAGCUUCGUUGCCGCUGGCAGCUGGAACCGUACGUGCUGUCGUGCGGGCCUGCAACAUUGUUCCCAUGUUGUGAGUUAUUUAUCCAAAACCCUCACACUUGGGUUAGAGUAACAACUUGAUAGCACAUUAAAGGCAGGGCACGAAAAACCACCGGAAAUGUGACUAAUGCGUAACACGGAUCACUGAUAGUGAGAUAACUUCGCGAAAACAGUCAAAGUGACCGGUUGGGCCCACCUGUA
Aegilops tauschii subsp. strangulata is the source of this 2095-nucleotide messenger RNA. Its product is annotated as UPF0481 protein At3g47200. Lineage: Eukaryota; Viridiplantae; Streptophyta; Magnoliopsida; Poales; Poaceae. The record is from RefSeq and is a predicted model, not a curated record.